AUGGUGGUGUGCCCAUUAAAGCAAUGGCGAGAGGUGAGUCAGCAAAGGCGAGUCAGAGAAUAUUACAGAGUGAGGACAAGAGUGGAGGUGAUUUCAGUGACAGCUUCUCUCCUCAUCACUCCACUAUUCACAUCUUCAGCUUUGAACAUGCUGCUGCUGCUCCUCCUGCUACUGGCAUCCACUGGUGACGGCCAGGCUCAGCGUGUGGCGGGCAAAAAGAAAAACGAUGCGUGUGCAUGUGAGGUGAACUCCACCAUGUGGUCAUUCCCUGCUGUGAAGUACGAGGCCGUGCUGCAACAGGUUGAAACUUGUGGAGUCACUCUGAACAACCUGCAGGAACAGGUGCAGUUGUCUCAUGAGCGUCUCCCUCAGAUUGAGGCUGUGAUUAAGAAUGUGACAGCUCGGCUGGAGCCUCACCAGUAUUUGCAUAAUCAGGGCCUGUAUUCAGCCUUGUCUCUGCGUCUGCUGGGCCAGGAGCUCAGCCAGCUGGAGACAGACGUCAGUGACAUCCACAGCCAGUUAAACAAUGCCCAAACACAGAAACUCUCCAAAGAGGUGGGUAAACUGCGUACAAAUGUAAACAGGAUGCAAGUGGCAGACAUCAUUAAUAUGAAGUCUGUAAAAGACAAACUGCGCUACUUGAAGAACAGUGUUGAAUCCUGCAAAUCAAUUCCUAAAGAUUUCCGAGGCCAGCACAGGUACUGCCUUAAGGGCCUGAUCACCAACAUCAGCGACCCAGUUGUAACUAAGGCCACUCCAUACGGUAAGAGCUACAUUUCUGGUUCAUGGGGCAAACAGGCUAAGAUGGAAAGCGAAGGCCAGAAGAACAGCUACUGGAUUCAGACUCUCCUCAGCAGCCACAUCUGGGGCAACACCCUGCGUGUAUACCAAACUUAUGAAGACUUUAUAGCCUCUGUCAAGCACAAUGACUUCACUUUUGCGUCAUCGUACACUCAUGCCAAUGCCAUCGAGGGUCCCAGUGCUGUCCUGUAUGGUGAAGCAUUGUACUAUCACUGUUACCGCUCUGCAGAUGUUUGCCGCUAUGACCUGAACAGCAACACCGUCAAACGUGUGACACUUCCAGGUAUUGGUGUGGGUUUCAACAACAAGUUCCCAUAUUGUUACUAUGACUGUCGUACCCAUAGUGAUGUGGAUGUGGAGGCAGAUGAGACAGGACUAUGGGCCAUCUAUGCUACUGUUGGUAAUCAUGGUAAUCUAGUGGUGAGCCGGCUAGCAUGGGACAAUGAAGCUGAGACACUCAAUGUCUCACAGACCUGGGAGACGAGGCUGUUCAAAAAGGCAGUGAGUAAUGCCUUCAUGGUGUGUGGUGUACUGUAUGCCACUCGUUAUGUGGACGAAUACCGUGAGGAGGUGUUCUAUGCCUUCGAUACUGCGACAGGCACACAUGACAGCUCACUAGCACUGCCACUAGAGAAGGUUGUGAAAGGAGUGGCCAGUCUGAGCUACAACCCCACCAACAAGCAGAUCUACAUGUACAAUGAUGGAUAUCUUCUAGCAUACCAGGCCCACUUCUCUACUGUCUAAUACCGCUGUAAUGUACUGCAGUUUCAAUUCAUUGCAUACAAAUCCAUAAGCUUUGCUAACAUAUGUGGUUUGUUAUGAUUUAUAGGGUCAUGUAGUAUACUGUAUGUUGUAGCACAUGUUUGUAAUUCUAUGCUGAAUGGAAUAAAGCUGAAAAAUAAAAGUUUGAUUAUAUAACAUUCUCACAAUAACAAUGCUGGAACCAUGGUCACAUGUUAGUUUAA
Messenger RNA from Scomber japonicus (chub mackerel), 1766 nucleotides. RefSeq names its product olfactomedin-like. NCBI's taxonomy places the organism in Eukaryota, Metazoa, Chordata, Actinopteri, Scombriformes, Scombridae. The transcript has 6 exons. Bases 1 to 1545 code for a protein of 514 amino acids. Gene Ontology annotation, biological process: signal transduction. The record is from RefSeq and is a predicted model, not a curated record.